Amphimedon queenslandica is the source of this 1999-nucleotide messenger RNA. Its product is annotated as protein qua-1-like. The transcript is spliced from 3 exons. The record is from RefSeq and is a predicted model, not a curated record. The coding region runs from base 45 to 1841 and encodes 598 amino acids. Lineage: Eukaryota; Metazoa; Porifera; Demospongiae; Haplosclerida; Niphatidae.
AUUGAGCCACACCCUAAACAUUGCAUUUGCAGCAGCGCAAAGCCAUGUCUGCAGCAACAGCAACAAGAUGGUCUUCAAGUGCUCGACUCGGUUCAGCACUCAACAGGAGAAGAGAUACACCAGGUAGCGCUUUGGGGCGACCAAAGGCAAAUGUAUCGAACGCAUCCGAACAUGAGGAGAGACCAAAAUCAUCAGCCAUCAGGCCACUAUCGGGUAAAGUGGUGAUGAGACGAACAGUUAAGAGAGGAUGGACUGCUAAAGCUAUUCCCCCUGGAGGGGGUAAUGCUAGUCUGAUUGACCUUGAGGAAGAGGACGAGCUGCUGGGGUCAGAAAAAGGAUCACUGGACUCCUUCUUUGAUGAUGACUUCGAGGAUCAGACAAAAGAGGAAGCUCUGGGGAAAAUGCUCUUUUGCAACACACUGGGAGUUGAAUCCAAAGGGCACAAGAAGGACUGGGUUCCAGGUGGUCUAGCAAUCCCAGACUUCCAUUGUCCUCGUUGCCGUGAUCACUGGUACGGCAUCUCAGCUUUUCCUUGCGACGAGGAACUAGCUCGUUUGAUAAGAGAAGGAAAGUGGUACAUUGGGAAAGAUAAAGGAAAGGCCGAGGGAGGAGCGAAUGCAGGGAACAGGGAGAGAUCUAAAGAGGAUAAAGAAAUGACAAGUGGUUCCUCUGAUUCUCUCUCCCUCCCCAGCAUACAGAAAAGGAAAGGGACUGGUUUUCAGAUUAAUAAGUCAGAGCAUCACAUUGAUUUUGUCUCUCCGGAAGCGAGAGAGAAAAAGAAAAAGAAGCAGCGAAUAUCGUUCAAGCUGGAUCACGAAGACGAGAAUUUCGGAAACAAUUCCUCAAACACGUCCCUUGAAGGAGCUGAUGGUAACAGGAGGAGAUAUGGCGGAAAAAAUGAGCAAUAUUCAAAUGGAGGAUAUCGAGAUGGACAAGUCAAUGGUAACGGAGAAUAUGAAGGAGCAACAAGAAAUGGAGAGCCAAAGGCUAGUGAUGUUAACAGUGGGAGUUCAGCUACUCUUCUAUCAAGAGUUGAUGGAUCUGAUGGCCAAGGAUUCGGUUCAGGCAAAAGAGAUGGAUUGAAUGACACAGAAGAUGGAUUAGGGAAGGGUAGAAGAAAAAGGAGAGGAGGCAAUGAUGGAUCUAGUAGUGAUUUGGAGGAUGGUCUAUUGCAAGGCUCCUCAAGAAAUGGAGGAAAUUCAAAAUCAGCUCUAAAGUCUGGGACAGGUGCUGGAGGUAAUGAUGAAAAUGGAUCCAGAGGCAAGAACGGAUCUAGGCUAUCUUCAGAUGAUGGUAGUGGCCAGUGGGGAAGAGGAGGGAACAAGAACAGAGAAGGAAAUGGUCAUGGUGCUACAGGAAGCAAUGAUGGCUCUGGAUCAAGUAAUGGUGAUGGUAGUACUACUGGGAAACAAGGAGAAGGAGUAGAUGGAGGGAGAGGCAGAAAUAAUGGAAGACAAGGAGACUCGCUAAGUUCAAGUCAAAGAGGAUCUCAUAGCAGCCUCCACGGAGGUGGUUCUCAACACUGGGGCAGCAGGGAUAAGGAAAGAGAGCUAGUAAAAGGGAAAGGCUACAUGAGAGCAUCCAGUCCUUCUCAGUCUGACUGGGCAGACCCCACUCAUGCAAGGAUAUGGGCAUCGAACACUGCCAGUUCUUCAAGAGUAUCUCUAGCCAGUUCCACCACUCACAAACACAAUAAAGAUGAAGAUUCAAUGGGAGAAGGAAAGGGAAGGAAAAUCACUCUUCCGCCGAUCAUCAACAAGAAAAGAGAGAAUCCAUUUGGAGAUUUGAGUUUCAUGGAAGGGUUUGAGUUGACGAGAGCUUUUACAUUUUCAUAUCAUUAGACAAUUGCACAACACAAUAAUGUAUAAUUUAACCUCACGUCUUUCAUUCAUUAUUUCUAUUUACUGCUUUAUAACGACGGUGCAUACAUGUAACAUAAUUCAGUUGUUUUUAUGUUUCAGUAUUACGUUUAUAACAGAUCACUAUGGUGCUAUUUCAA